Penicillium alfredii is the source of this 1365-nucleotide messenger RNA. RefSeq lists its product as uncharacterized. The record is from RefSeq and is a predicted model, not a curated record. Lineage: Eukaryota; Fungi; Ascomycota; Eurotiomycetes; Eurotiales; Aspergillaceae. The coding region runs from base 1 to 1365 and encodes 454 amino acids. The transcript is spliced from 2 exons.
AUGGGCCAUCAUCUGCUUUCGAGGGAGAAUCUCUGCUGCAUCCCAGAGCAGGCGCAGCCCCUAUACCCGCCAGCUGUGUACCCGCAGAGCACUCUCUCCUCUAUGACAGAGUCAGAAGCAAAGGCUUCAGACUCCAGCAAUGGCGGCACAUAUAGGGAUCCAGGCUGCGGUGCUCGACAACAAAUCGAUGAGCCUUUCACGACCAGCACAGCCAAUAACUACACUGCGCUCGUCCAUCCAAUGCCAAAACCCACUCUAUGCAUGGCGGCCAGCAACCUCUUCUUUCUGUCAGGUACCGAGGAGACUCCGUCCCUGGCAUCAUCUUUCGAAUUUACCGAAGUGCCGCAGAGCGAGCCAGCCAUCCCAAACGGUGUCCCGUUCUACAUCCCACCCGUGGCGGCCUAUGACACCGAGAAACCCGCCAGUCUCCAACCAUCCAAUCUGCAAAUUACAAGCUCUGCGUCUCUCCCAGACACCAAAUACAUCGGCGACAGCAACGCUGGAUGGCUGGCAUGGCCUGUCCCGCACGACCCAGAGCCGUGGUACACGCACCACCCAGCCGAUAUCAUGGCCGAGGGACUGGACUGGGCGAAUGGAGGCUACUAUCCAGACCCAUGGCCGAUAUCCGACAUGACAAACACUACAAAUACGGAACUGGUCCAAAGCCCAGGCAUGCAGGCAUACAAUCCGAGUCACGCACUACCAUUCCACGUCCCCUCAUCCGCAGACCCGCACUCCUCAGUGCGGUCCUCGUCGUCCCCGAUAUUCAGCGAGUCUGACCCGGACUACCCGGGGCCCGGAACUACAGACCCCUUCGCAGCAGGACAUAGGCAGGACAUGCACGCGUAUGCCGACUACACAAAGCCAACAUACGCCGGAGCAACAGGUCCAGAUGGAACCAGUAUGCCCGCACCUCUCGACGACAAGGGGACCAACUCUACUACCCAAACCCAGUUCCCUGAACAGCCAUGUACCGACAAGCCCAGCAUCAAAGCAAGCAUGCACUACAGCGAUACGCGCAACGCAUUCCUAAUUGACUGCAAGCGGCGCGGGCUGUCGUACAAGGAUAUCAAGCGCAUUGGCGGGUUCAAGGAGGCCGAGUCGACGCUGCGAGGCCGGUUCCGCACGCUGACCAAGUCGAAGGAGCAACGGGUGCGGAAGCCCAAGUGGCAGGAGAAGGAUAUAAUCCUCCUCCGCCAAGCAGUCGCCGCCUGUGCAUCCCCCUCCGACGGCGACAUGUCGCAGCCACCCAAGGUAUCGUGGAAGAAAGUCGCGCAGCACAUCUGGACGCAUGGGGGGUCGUACUAUUUCGGGAAUGCGACGUGCAAGAAGAAGUGGUGUGAGAUUUAUGGUAUCCGAAUUUGA